GACUGAACUUCGCAAAUAUGGCGUUCGUUGCUACAAAAUGCAGUAGAAGAUAAUGUUCUAAUUGUCAACUCUAAAUAAUUUAAAAAAAGUCAUGCUCACAGGCUAAGACUAUUCUGAUCAAAUAAAGUGAAUUAGAAAAGAUAGGCCGUGGAAUAUAAAUUUGACGAAAUGGAAAUGAUCUCGAUCGACUAGAGGAGAUAAAGGUAUAAUAUUAUAUUGAUAUUCGAGAGCUUCACGAGAGUUACGACAAUGGGUAAACAGAACAGCAAACUGAAGCCAGAGGUUCUGGAGGACCUCAAGCAGAACACAGAGUUUUCAGAUGCGGAAAUCCAGGAGUGGUACAAGGGGUUCCUCAAGGAUUGUCCCAGUGGACACCUCUCGGUGGAGGAGUUCAAGAAGAUAUACGGCAACUUCUUCCCGUACGGCGACGCCAGUAAGUUCGCGGAGCACGUGUUCCGCACUUUCGACGCGAACGGCGACGGAACCAUCGACUUCCGGGAGUUCUUGUGCGCGCUCAGCGUCACAUCGCGCGGCAAACUCGAGCAGAAGCUCAAGUGGGCCUUCUCCAUGUACGACCUCGACGGCAACGGCUACAUCUCCCGGCAGGAGAUGCUCGAGAUUGUCACGGCCAUAUACAAAAUGGUGGGUUCCGUGAUGAAGAUGCCCGAAGACGAGUCGACCCCCGAGAAGCGGACGGACAAGAUAUUCCGGCAGAUGGACCGCAACAAGGAUGGGAAACUCUCCCUAGAGGAGUUCAUAGAGGGCGCCAAGAGCGACCCCUCCAUAGUGCGGUUGCUGCAGUGCGACCCCCAAUCACAGUGAUACCUCAGAUACUAAAUGACGGGGCUGCCCUACACUGCGCCGGUUGGACGAAAAUAAAUUUUCUAAUAGAGUAACACUGCCGUAUACAGCUGUCAAAAACUUUUAACUGUCAUCUGUCAAAUUGAUUGUCUGUGGUCAGUUUUAAAGUCUGAUGUCAAAUUAGGCUAAAAAUUAUUUUUUUUCUCCUAAACACGAUUUUGACAACAGCUCGUCGUCGGUACAAAGGCUCUUGUAAAAUUUAUUUUCGCCAGCACUGAUGCGUGUCGAGUUGAUGCGAAUUGAUCAAAUGAAAAGACAGACAUGUGAUAUGGAAAUUGAUUUUUACAAAUGUGUGCACUUAAUACUAACAAAUUAAUUCGCGCAUAACAUAUUUUGAAGGCGGCAACCCCGAAGUUGUAGUCGUUUGACCGUUGUAAAUUUCACCAGUUGUUAUGCUUUUAAGAGCUAGUGGCCGACGUUGCACAUAUUAUUUUGUCCCGUUUGUUGGUUGAGGCGGGACAUCGCGUCCCUACUCCCUACUAGUCAGUGAAGCUGGCCAGUGUUGCCAUAUACUGUAAUCGUAAAGUGGCAGAAAUUAUUCAUUUUUUUUUAAUCAUCCGUACUCCUAUAUUGAGUACUGCUAGUUUCGGCUCGACUACCCUGUGGGCAGUGACUCACUAGUCACAAACGUACUGCCACUUUUAGAUAACACUUAUCAACCGAAAAGCGGGACAACUGUGUGAAUAUUUUUCUCUAUAUUAGAUAGUUUACAUGAAAUCAAUACGUUUUACAGUAUUAACGUAUCAGGCACGGCAUGCACUCGCAACUGGAAACCGUUAGUCAAAUUUUCUCAGUCGUAACAUUGUCAAUCUAUAUGCAUCAAGUACUAUUUGCUUGCGACAGUCACAUAGUGAAUAAACUAAGAGCUGUGAUAAGAGUAUAAUGUCCUCAUUCAAACGUAGAAAAGUGUACAGUAAUGACUAAUGAGUGACGUCGAAAAUCUGUUAAAAGCGUAUUCCAGUCGCGAGCGAGUGCUCGAGUGGCGAUCGACUCCGAGUCAAGCUUAGAACCCAUUUAGCUACGUAUAAUUACCUAGUUGUUUGUCGUUACUUGAUACCUUCUAUAUAACGAUCUGAGUAAAGCAGAUGUAAAGUGUCUUAGGGUCAAUUCGUUGACGAAAUCUUAUGCUGUUGACAUUUAUAUGCCAGUCAUAUUCUAAAAUAUACAGUAGCGUCGUAUUUAAUGUUAUAUUGUAAUAAUAAUAUAAUACAUGCCUUCCAUACACCCGACCCGACGUUGUGUGUUGACGAGGGACCUGCGGCGAGGUGGGAUACCUGAGGCUUAGAACAUAGUACACGAUAUAAAUACUAGAGUUAUUAUGCCCCGAACCCCCGUCUCGCCUCCCGUCCCAUAUUCGAGAUCUGUUUCAUUUAAUAUUUAUGUUGAUAAUUAAUUGAAGUAAUUAUUAGUAGCCAUUGUUUAUUUUAAUUAUUUGCACAAUGUUCUACGCAACAAUGUUUUCGAAUUUUAAUAUUAAUUUGACAUGAAAUGUUUGGUUUGAAAUACCUAGCUGGAAUUAAUUUAGGACGAAGUAAAAAUGCUUGAAGGUAACACGCGAGUGUGCGCUGAAAUAUUGAAAGUUUGAUCCCGAGCCGUAGUAAUAAAAUCUUGAAUCUGAAAUGUUCAUAGUGGCAGUUUUAUCUUCAGAUAUGUAAUUGCCAUUAGGCAUUAGAUAUGUCAGUUUAACAAAACGCAAUAGAAAGUUCAAGCAUUUUUGUAUACCUAUGUUCUAAAUUAAUCCGUAAGAAUAAUUAGUUUCUAAUGUGAAUUAUAAUAUAGUCCUGAGUCAUCGUAAGUAUUACUAUAAUUUUAUUGAUACAAUUGUGAAAGAAUAUAGUAGAUGUAUAAUAAUUAACAAUAGAUGAUAAGGGUUUUUUUAAUGUAUACAAUUAUUGUACAUUUUACUGUGCGCCCCCGCUACUCGUCUCGGUUGCGGCAAAAUAGUGAUGCCUAACAAUACACAACGAUUACAUUAGCACCCAGUGAAUUUCAACGCUACGUCAAUUGAUAUACGAUUCAGAAUCGCUCGACAGUCGGUGUCUCUCUGGCUCCGACUGGUCGAGUGAGAUAGCACGAACUAGAAAGAGAUGCGAAAUGCAACAUCUGCAAAUCCGAACGAAAUACCAUUGACGAAAGUACUCAGUGGGUAAAUGUAAACUGUAAUUUGGGGAUGACGAAAAGAUUGAUUUUAUAUACAUAAUAGUAUUAAAUAUUCACGUAACCAGAAUAUGCCUUCCCGUAAUAUUUGUGUAUUUAGUAGUUUUAUAGUAGUCAUCGUUACAUAUCGACAGUAGAUGGCGCCACCGGAGCCUCACUCUCGAAUCUCGAUUAAGGUAUUGCGUUGACGAUUCACAUACGAGGUAUGAUCAUAAACAAGAUAAUGAAACUGAUAUUCGAGGUACGAGAAUCGGUGCUCUGACGUUGCGUCAGUCCCACACAACCAGUUUUUAUUAGAUUAAAAUAAAGUUAAAAGGCCUUAUUUAAAAUGCCUCAUAGUGACCUAAGCACACUAAUUUUGCUGGCGACCUGGCAAAAUUGUAGCUAGAAUGCAGAUAAGUCGUUAGUGUGCCCGGGGCCUACGUCCGGCGUAUUUUAGACAGGCUUUUGCUUGGUAUCGAUAGAUUCAGAACACCAAAGUUAGACUACAGCUUGUGUACUCGAAACUGACAGACAAUAUGUAAGGAGAUAAUUGAUCGAGUAGGUUCGAAAAAUCUCAGUAUUUUUUGUAAAAUUCGUAUUUUUGAACGUUAUGGCCGAACAUAAUAUAACCCAGUAGGUACCAACGAGUUAUUUUGACUAAGUUGCUUUGUAGUUUUUACUUUUCGUAGUCGUAAUUUUAGUCGGUAGCGUCGAUUUAUGUUACUAC
This is a messenger RNA of Aricia agestis (brown argus), 3727 nucleotides long. RefSeq names its product neurocalcin homolog (gene Nca). Gene Ontology annotation, molecular function: calcium ion binding. The transcript is spliced from 5 exons. NCBI's taxonomy places the organism in Eukaryota, Metazoa, Arthropoda, Insecta, Lepidoptera, Lycaenidae. Bases 250 to 822 code for a protein of 190 amino acids. The record is from RefSeq and is a predicted model, not a curated record.